CGUGCGCGAUCUGUCUCAGCGGCAUGGGCGCCGGCGGUGGUCAGGCCACCUUCACGGCGGAGUGCUCCCACACGUUUCACUCCAGCUGCAUCUCCGCCAGCGUCUGCCCGCUCUGCAGCGUGCCGCGGUACGACCUGCCGUUCCGGCGACCCACACCACCUCCACCUCCGCCGCCCCCGCCGGUGCGACCUCAGCCAGAGACUCGUCCCAUUCCCCUCCGCCCGUGCAUCAUUCUCCCGCGGCAGUCACCUCCCGUGCAUUUCGUGCACGGUCAGCCACCGCCACCGCCACCACGACCGACAUACUCGUGGCCACGCAUUCCCACGCAGGCACGACAGCCGCCGCCACGGCCCGUGAAUCUCGUGCACGGUCAGCCACCACCGCCGCCGCCGCCGCCACCGCCCCUGCGUCCCCCACAAUGCAGCUUCGACGACGACGAGCAGGUUGGUCCCGCCUCUGGGCCGCCAGCUGGCAACCGGUCACCAGCCGCUGCAUCAAACGAAGCAGUUGUCAUCAAGACGCGAAGCGAGUACCCGGCCAUCGCCAUGGAUUUGUCCAGCGACAACUUCGCCGUGCUCGUGCACGUCCAGGCUCCCGGGAUGACCGACAUCACGGCAGCCGGUGGCGACGCGCCGCGCGCGCCGGUGGACCUCGUGACGGUUCUCGAUGUCAGUCACAGUAUGAGCGGGCAAAAGUUGACGCUGUUGAAGCAGGCCAUGCGGUUCGUCAUCGCCAAUCUCGGCCCCGACGACCGCCUCUCCGUCGUGUCCUUCAACACGAAGGCGCGCCGGGUGACCAGGCUCACGCGCAUGUCGGAGGCCGGGAAGGCCCUGUCCGUGAGCGCUGUGGAGUCCCUCACGGCGGGCGGCUGCACCGACAUCGCCGAGGGGCUCCGUAUGGCAGCCAUGGUACUCGACCAGCGCCGGCACAGGAACGCCGUCUCGAGCGUCGUGCUCCUCUCUGAUGGCCAGGACAACUACAUCAUGAUGAGGCACCAGGAGUCGUCCGGUGUCCAGGCCAACGACUACGAGGACCUCGUCCCGCCCACCUUCGCGCGCACGGGCGCUGACGGCGAAUGGUCAGCAUCGAUCCACACUUUCGGCUUCGGCAAUGACCAUGACGCGACCGCGAUGCACGUCAUCGCCGAGGCUACAGGCGGCACGUUCUCGUUCGUAGAGAACGAGGCGAUGAUCCAGGACGCGUUCGCACAGUGCAUCGGCGGGCUGCUCUCUGUCGUGGUCCAGGAGGCUCGCAUCGCCGUCGCGUGCGUGCACCCCGGGGUCCGUGUCAUGUCGGUCAAGUCCGGCAGUUACGAGAGCCGCAUCGACGAGGACGGCCGCGCCGCCACGGUCUGGGUCGGAGAACUAUACGCUGAUGAGGAGAGGCGUUUCUUGCUGAUCCUGACCGUGCCAAGAGCCGAAGCGACAGACGGUGACACCACCGCUCUGUUGAAUGUGUCAUUCAGCUGCAGAGACGCGGCGACCGGCAUGGACGUGAACGUGUCGGCCAAGGAUACACUGGUGGCGAGGCCGGAGCACGCCGUGGACGCGAAGCGGUCGGUGGAGGUUGAGCGGGAGCGCGUUCGGGUGGAUGCGGCGGAGGACAUCGCGGCGGCGAGGGCGGCAGCGGAGCGGGGCGAGCACCAGGAGGCGGUGGCGAUACUCAAGAACCGGCAGCGUGCAGUGGCGCUGUCAGAGGCGGCGAGCGAUGGCGAUCCCGUGACCAUGGCGCUGGAGGCCGAGCUGCAAGAGAUGCGCGGGCGCGUGUCGAACCGACAGAGCUACGCGUUGUCGGGUCGGGCGUACAUGCUCGCCGGCAUCAGCGCGCACCAGCAGCAACGCGCUACCUCGAGGCAGAUGAAUCUGGUGGAGGAGAUGUCGGUGGAAUUUAUGGCCGCACUGGUGGCGGCGCCGCCAGUGAAGUUGGCAUCGAACGAGGCGACAUUGUCGUACGCGACGCCGGCUAUGCGCGCCAUGCUGCUACGCUCGCGUAGGGCACGGGAGGCAUCAGCCGAGCAAGGGCAGCAACUACAAGCUGAAGAAGAAUACACAGGAAGCUCUAAACACGGUCAGCCAACGCCGCCACUGACAUCGUCGUGUCCCCGCUUGCCCACGCAGCUACGUCCGCCACCGCCACCACCCAUGCGUAUCGGGCAUGCUCGGCCGCCUACGGUUGUCUUCGACGACGACGAGCAGGGUGGUCCGGCCUCUGGGCCGCCAGCUGACAACCGGUCACCAGCCGCCGCGUCGAACGAAGCAGUUGUCGUCAAGACGCGGAGCGAGUACCCGGCCAUCGCUAGGGAUUCGUCCAGUGAAAACUUCGCCAUGCUCGUGCACGUCCAGGCUCCCGGGAUGACCGACAUCAUGGCGGUUGGUGGCGACGCGUCGCGCGCGCCGGUGGACCUCGUGACGGUUCUCGACGUCGGUGGCAGCAUGAGCGGGUACAAGCUGGCGCUGCUGAAGCAGGCCAUGCGGUUCAUCAUCGCCAAUCUUGGCCCCGGCGACCGCCUCUCCGUCGUGUCCUUCUCCUCCGUGGCGCGCCGCCGGACCAGGCUCACGCUCAUGUCGGAGACCGGGAAGGCCCUGUCCGUGAGCGCCGUGGAGUCCCUCACGGCGGGCGGCGGCACCGACAUCGCCGAGGGGCUCCAUAUGGCAGCCAUGGUACUCGACCAGCGUCGGCACAGAAACGCCGUCUCUAGCGUCGUGCUCCUCUCCGACGGCCCAGGGUCAUCCGGCGUCCGGGCCAACAACUACGAGGAGCUCGUCCCGCCCUCCUUCGCACGCACGGGAGCUGACGGCGAAUGGUCAGCGCCGAUCCACACGUUCGGCUUCGGCAACGACCACGACACGGCCGCGAUGCACGCCAUCGCCGACGCGACGGGCGGCACGUUCUCGUUCAUCGAGAACGAGGCGGUGAUCCAGGACGCGUUUGCCCAGUGCAUCGGCAGGCUGCUCUCCGUCGUGGUCCAGGGGGCUCGCAUCGCCGUCGCGUGCGUGCACGCCGGGGUCCGUCUCAUGUCGGUGAAGUCUAGCAGUUAUGAGAGCCGCAUCGACGAGGACGGCCGCGCCGCCACGGUCUGUAUCGGGGAACUCUACGCCGAGGAGGAGAGGCGUUUCUUGCUGUCUCUGGCCGUGCCAAGAGCUGAAGCAACAGACGGCGACACCGCUACUCUGGUGAAAGUGGUGUUCAGCUACAGAAACGCGACGACCGGCGCGGACGUGAGCGUGACAACGGAGGACACAGUGGUGGCGAGGCCGGAGCACGCGCCGAACGCAUCGGAGCGGUCGGUAGAGGUGGAGCGGGAGCGCAUCCGGGUGGAGGCGGCAGAGGACUUCACGGCGGCGAGGGCAGCGGCGGAACGGGGCGACCACCGGGAGGCGGUGAAGAUACUCAACAACCGGCAGCGUGCAGUGGCGCUGUCACAGUUGUCGCGCGACGACGACCCCGUGAUCAUGGCGCUGGAGGCCGAGCUGUGGGGGAUGUGCGGGCGCGUGGCGAACCGGCAGAGAUACGCGCGGCCGGGUCCGGCGUACAUGCUUUAGUUAACAGCAUGUUCGAUGCAUGCAGUCCAUUGAUCCAAACAUCCCAGAGAGUAAGAUGCAUCCAUGUCAUUGAACUUGUGUCGAAAGCUCACUUUGGUCAUUGUACUUAAAAAUACGGUCAAUACGAUCACUAUAUACGACUUGAGGUGAUUAUACGGUCACUGCCUCAUCGUACAAAGCUCCGUAUUUUACUCUGUUGACUAGUCAAACACCAAAGAACCCUCUCUCUACCUUACGAUGGUCCCACCUGUCAGUUUUAAAAAAAAUCUCUGCGUAGCAGGAGAACCAAACCAGGGAUUUCUGGUGAAGCCCACCUAAUAUAACCACUGUGCCGACACAAGUUCGUGUUAAAUCAAUGGAGCGGUAUGCAUAUUUAAUUAACACGCACAAAAGACACUUGCGCGCAUGCAUGCAACACUUUUGCAGCCGCCAUCGAAAGCCGUACGCUGGCACCGAUGAGAUGAGAAAGUCAUUGGACUACUUUACGACCUGAGAU
Molecule: messenger RNA, 4038 nt
Organism: Triticum aestivum (bread wheat)
Lineage: Eukaryota; Viridiplantae; Streptophyta; Magnoliopsida; Poales; Poaceae
Exons: 2
Coding region: 24-3542 (1172 amino acids)
Source: RefSeq, a predicted model, not a curated record